Molecule: messenger RNA, 6312 nt
Organism: Daphnia magna
Lineage: Eukaryota; Metazoa; Arthropoda; Branchiopoda; Diplostraca; Daphniidae
Gene: sdt
Product: protein PALS1
Exons: 19
Coding region: 358-4635 (1425 amino acids)
Biological process (GO): establishment or maintenance of polarity of embryonic epithelium; generation of neurons; protein localization to plasma membrane
Cellular component (GO): plasma membrane; adherens junction
Molecular function (GO): protein binding
Source: RefSeq, a predicted model, not a curated record
GAUCUUGGCUUUGCAGUGCGACAGUCCAGCAGUUGGUGAUCUUUUAAUCGGUGUGUGUGUGCGUGUGGCCGUCAGUGACACGUUUUCACGGUAACCCAUAUCUUUUUUGGGGGGCGUUUUUUUUGUGUGUGUUCUCUGAAACUUGAUUUGCCAUCAAUGUAGUCUGUGUCAAAGACGAUCAUUUGCUUGUUGAAAUAUCAAACUAUCCAAUCGAACUGGAUGUAGGAUUUAAUUGCAACUCGAAAGUGAAGUCUCAUAUCAAACACCUUUCACUCUCACCUGGAUUUUUUGGACAUUUUUACCUUUUACCAAGCAGAUUGCUGGUGUCUUUGGUGAGCCAGUGUUUUUGCUUGUACGAUGAUGCUUCAUCAGCAACAACAGCAGCCACUCGCCUGGAACGCCAUGAGCGACGACGGCUGGAAUCCGAGGAGUUUGUCGAGUUUCCAAACAUUUCCACGGCACCCGUCGCUACCCGGAUCUUCGUCUAGUAGCUCCUCUUCUUCUUCGUCAUCAUCAUCAUCAUCUUCUUCUUCUUCGCCUUCGUCUUCCGGCGGUGGCGCUUCGCACCACCACGCCCAUUCAAAGUCGUUGAUUGAAGACGACUCCAAAUACAGAAGUCAAACUAAUAAUGUGAAAAGCGGCGCCAAACUAGCGCUCCUACCCGGCGUGACCCCCACUCACGGCCAUUCACGCUCGUUGGGCCAAUCCACCGAUUUCGUUCUUCAUCCACUUCAAACACGACGUCAAUCGUCUUUGAACGGACAUGACACCGACACUGAAGAUCCCGAUAUCGUUCAAGUGACGUUGGGUCAUAACGACCGUCGUUUCGGCUUCUCCGUCGUGGGCGGGUUAGAGGAAGGUUUCCCGCCUCGUAUCGAUGAAAUCGCACCAGGAUCCCCCGCAGACAAGGCGGAUCUGGAGAUUGGCGAUGAGAUCCUUGAGGUCAAUGGCAAGUCGUUGGAUGGUGCAACUCACACUGAAGUCAUCUCUCACAUCCACCAGUGCAUCCGCUCGAGGACGAUCUGCCUGAGAGUGAAGCGGAAGAGCGGCAACAAAUUGGCCCAAGAUUUGGCGGCCAAUAGUAACGUGCAAGACGCCUUUGUUAUCGCUGUGGAAAAACAAGCCCGUGAGCGGCUGGAAAGGUUGUCGGCGUUGAAGAAGAUAAAACCGGUCGACAUGACCAAACUCUCUCAACAGUUGAGUCACGACGGUGGAUCAGCGACGCCAUCUAACCGAGCCGCCGUUGUAGCAGCCGGGACGAAGAUGGAUGACGGCGAUAAAGAUGACGAUGAUGAGGACGAGGUCAUCAGCCAAGGACAUCGGAGUAAGAGCAGGACACCACCGCCAUCGACGCCCACCGUCCCGAAAAAGGACGGCGGUGUCCGGCUGUCGGUGACGUCGCCACCGCCGGCCUUUGCUGGCGCUCUAUCGCCUCCGGCCUCUGUGUCGGUCAUUUCGCCUUUCGGUUCGCCCAGCGGUUGGAUCGACGCUGCGAGUUCCGGCCGAGAUGCGAAUGGUGCCGCAGGAGCAGCAGGAGAUGUUCACAUCAACGGCGAUCACGUGACCCAAGUCAGGGUAGACGCCAUCGUCUUGACGCCGGAAUCGUCGAGUGGGGGCGUUUCGCGAAGGAACCACCACCAACCGGAAGCGGUUUCUGCCGACGAUGACGGAGAUGAUGGCGACGAUAAAGAGGUGGGAGAUCGUGACCAGAGUGAAUUGCUGGUAACGACGACCCGAUUGCCCGUGUCAUCCAAUGCCACACCGUCGUCUGCUAACAAAUGCGCCGCCGCCGGUGGUGGGGGUGAACGUUUGCACGUCACUGCCGUUCAAGUGGAACACACCGUCACCCAGGACGAAUCCGCGUUAAAAUCGGGCAAGCCGUUUGGUAGUCGGGAGAGCGUCAAACCAAGCGGCAGCCAAUGGGGCAGCAGUGAUCCGUUAGAUCAAACAACAUCGUCAACCGCCAUGGGCGCUAUGAAUGGCAAUCCAUCCAUGCGAAGUAGCACCGGCGCAGGGAGUAGCCGAGGAACAAGCGGCCGGAGUGCGGGCGGUGGCAGCACUAGUCACAGUAGCGAAGGAGGUAGUGACUGGGCAACUCACGACACUGGUCCGCACAGGGAAAUGGCUGUCGAUGUACCCGACACGUUCGUCGGCCGCACCAAAACACCACCUCGUUACCCACCACCCAAGCCGGCCAAUGCGUCGGCCGUUGUGGCCAACGCUCCAGUGGCCGUCAAUAACAAUUCGCCCGGAUUGCGCAAGAAGGUGGUGACGGCUCAGGCCAAUCAGGUGGCUUCCAACGGCAUGGUGAGCGGCAUCAUGAAGCCGGCUCCUCCGUCGCGAGAUCAUUUGCGCAUGGAGGACGACGGUCGAACAUUGGUCGUCAAUCACGCGCCUCCAACUGCCCAGAACUCGACUCGACUUCAACCUGCAACUCAAUCGGAACAACAGGCAGCCGUUCCGGCAAAAGCGGUGGGCGUUGAAGUGGAUGUUCUGAGCGCCGAGCAAAAGGAAAGAAUACGAAAGUAUCAGGAGGAUGAAAGAAAACGACGCGAGAAGGAGGAGCGCAUUGCCCGCGAGGAGGAGUUUCUGCGCUCGUCGUUGCGCGGAUCGCGCAAGCUCCAAGCGCUCGAAGAGAGUUGCACCAAGUCUCAUCCGGCUGGAGCAGCUGCCGCUGCAGCUACUGGAGUGGUCAACAUUGCCUACACCGGGCAUGACGAAGACGACGACGUUGCUAACGAUCCUGGUUUCGCUAACGCCGGCCUCGCUUGGGCUGCCCUGGCGCAAAACAAUUACCUGCUCAACAGCGGCAUGCAGAAGAUUGUCGGGUUGCAAGAUGUGACUGCGGCGCUCCAGCGAGUCCAGCAGCAAUUGAAGAAGAAUGGACAUGCCGGACAGGGCGUAGAAGCGGAUUUGGCUGCUGUGCAGAGUCUCUUGCUGUCGCCGGCCUUCCGGUCGGCUCUGACAAUCCAUUCGAAGGUGCAGGAAGUCUGGUGCUGCGGCCAGCCUACUUUGUCGUCUCAUCACAAUGUCCGGCAACUUGUCACUGAGUGUCUGAACGGACUGCAGCAGUGCGGUCGGCCAGAGGCGGUGGAGCUAGUGUCGUUGCUCGGUCGUUACGAAAUGGAAGGUCUCCUCUACGCCCACGAUCGAAUUGCAGAAGUGAGCACGAUCAGUACCGCCCCGUUGAACGACUCCAACCUCAGUGGUGACGAUAUGGACGCGAUGCCCGAAUCGGCUUUCAUCUCAUCGCAUCUGUCGGGUCAUUCACCCGCUCAUUCGGCCAGCGGAUCUUCGCAACAUCAUCAAGACAGGACUUUUAAAGUCAUUUCCCUCGAAAAAUCAAACGAACCUCUGGGCGCCACCGUGAGGAAUGACGGUGAAGCUGUGGUGGUUGGUCGGAUUGUUCGCGGCGGCGUUGCCGAACGUUCUGGUUUGCUGCACGAAGGCGAUGAAAUAGUGGAAGUGAACGGCGUCGAAGUGCGUGGCAAAUCAAUCAACGACGUCUGCGAUCUUGUGGCAUCCAUGACGGGCACCAUCACCUUCCUCAUUGUUCCAGUCGGAAGUGGAUCCAUCUCCAAAGCGCCUGCUGGUGUCCUUCCACCUAAUCCGGUGGUUCAUCUCAAAGCUCAUUUUGAUUACGAUCCAGAGGACGACCUCUACAUCCCUUGCAAGGAACUCGGCAUUAGUUUUAUGAAGGGCGAUAUCCUUCACGUCAUUUCGCAAGAGGACGCCAACUGGUGGCAGGCAUUCCGCGAAGGUGAAGAGGAUCAAACAUUGGCUGGUCUCAUUCCCAGUCGAUCCUUCCAGCAACAUAGGCGAGAGGCGGUUAAACAGGCCAUGGUCAUUGACACGACCGAAAAUGAGAUCACGUCGCGCUCCAAGGCCGGCACGUUGCUCUGUGCCAAAAAGCAACACAAGAAAAAGAAGAGAACUAGUUUCCGGUCCAACUAUGGCAAAGAAGAAAGCGAAGAAAUCUUGACUUAUGAGGAAGUAGGACUGUAUUACCCUCGUGCCAAUCACAAACGGCCAAUUGUUCUUAUCGGUCCGCCCAAUAUCGGUCGCAAAGAACUGCGCGAAAUGUUGAUGCAGGAUUCCGAACGUUUCGCUCCAGCCGUUCCUCACACGAGCCGGACGAAAAAAGAUUCCGAGAUCAAUGGCCAAGAUUACCAUUUUAUUUCGCGCAGUCAGUUUGAGGCCGAUAUUAUCAACCGGAGGUUUGUCGAGCACGGCGAGUACGAAAAAUCGUACUACGGCACGACGCUCGACGCCAUUCGAACGGUCGUUUCGGCCGGCAAGUUUUGCGUCCUCAAUCUACACCCUCAAUCUCUGAAAAUCCUCAAAGAAUCCAAUUUGAUGCCUUUUGUCGUCUUUGUGGCGCCACCGUCGCUCGAGAAAUUGCGAGCCAAGAAACGAGACAAAGGGGAAACUGUCAAGGACGAGGAUUUGAAAGAGAUCAUCGAAAAGGCUCGCGAAAUGGAGGAUGUCUAUGGUCACUUUUUCGACAUGGUCAUUGUGAACGGCGAGGAAGAGCGAACCUACAGCCAAUUGGUUAGCGAAGUGAAUCGAUUGGAGCGUGAACCGCAAUGGGUGCCAGUUGUGUGGCUCGACCGUAACAGCAACGAUCACAAGUGAAAAAGCCAUUCACCAGCAGACAACAUCUCGAGGCGAAAGUGCUCCUCUUCUUCCAUAUUUUAUCUUCCCCCCGCUACAAGAUUGAAAAGAAUUCCAUUAGACGAGAGAGAGAGAGAGAAAGGUAAACAAAAACAAAAAAAAGAAAUAAUUAAAAAUGAUACCCAUCCCUCCUUUUAACCGUAAACAAUCGUCCGUUGCUGUUUUUCCUGCAUUGCGCUCUCCCCUAAAAUAGAGGACGGGAAACAUUUGCGUCACCCCAUAUAUAUAUAUUUAUACAUACAGUAAAUAUAUAUUAGACCCUGUUUGUUUUUGUUUUUUUCGGUGAACGAUAUCCCGUUAAAUCUCCCGUCAGCUAAUGAACUUAGACGACAUGGGGGGAGAGUCGAACGUCGGAGGAGCUAAUCAAAUCUUUUAUUUUCUCCCAUAUUUUUCGGACAUUGAUUUUUUUUUUGUUGUUCUCUUUCAUCUUAUGGCCUUUACUUUUGACGGAAUAAUUGACAUUUAGCACCACCCCACCCUCACCCCCCAGCAGACGAAAAAAAAAAUGUUGUCGAUUAAGGAAAGUUGUAGCCAUUUUCUUUAUUUUAGACGCGCGAAUAGAGAAAAAUUGGUCGCAUAUUUUUGCUCAAGAGUUCGCACGGCGCGUAACCCGAGACGGGCAACAGCGGGCAUUCAAAAUAAAGAAAAGACGACAUAUAGUAUUCUAUCGACGUAGUGAUAAUCCAUCCACCCCCUCCCCAGGCCCGUUUCCAGAUUUCACCAACCAAUCACUUUGAUUAAGAGACGCAAAACACAACAAGAAAAAUGUUGAUAAUAAUUUUUUUCGUCCCCGUUGUUCUAGCAAAUCGUAUAUAUUAUAUAUAUAUAUAAACAUACAAUCUAUUUUGAAUGUCCCCAAAAUGUGUUUUCUUUUUUUUUUCUUUUGGCUCUUCUAUUACUCCAAUGAAUUUUUUCGUCUGCUUUUUCGUUUCUCCGCUUGACAUGUUUAAAUCGACUGAGAAAACUAAUGGAAAAUUAACAAGAAAAAAUAGUGUCCUCUACUUCAGCCCCUUUCGUCUUUAUAUUUCUAUCACUACCAACCGUCGUGUACAGAAUUUAUGUGUAGGUUUCUACUGGGCCCCCGCGUGUGUUUUUGUGAAACAAUUUCAGUUUUUCCCCACUUGGAAAUUUUUUGUGCGUUUUUUUUUUUUUUGAACAAUUUUGUGGGGCACACGCAACCACACACAUCCUGUAAAGUUUGUUGAUCCUUUAUUUGCGCUAUAUAUUGCAAUUUCUCUCUCUCCGCCCCUCGUCGAGAUCUUUUUUUAGAACAACUUAAAAUAACCUGUUUGUGCCCAUCAUCUUCCCUGUUUUGUUUUUUUGUUUUCAACUCUCUUUGUCCUCGCCAUUUUUCGUGUGCGGAUUUAGAAACUUUUUGUCUCGGUUUGUUUGAAAUUCAUUGCGACUGAUUGGCCAAACAAGUUCUUUUUGUGUGUCCCUAAAUUCCCAAUAAUUCUAUUUUCAUCCCAUUAUCAUUUCCCCCUCCCCCCUGUUCUAUAUUUAGUUAAAAAAAAAAAAAAUUCAUCCCAAUUUUUUUUUUUUUUUUUUUUGUUCAAUUUGUACCAUUGACGAGAAACCCGAUUGACUCCUCUGUCACUUUGAAUGGUUAUUCUAUACAUACACUGACGAGACUGCGAA